AUGCUUGGAACUGUCACAAGGACGGCACGUGCUGACCUCAAAUCGAGCCAGCUCACUUUGGAGCACUUCCUUAUGCGAUCCCGCACCCUCUCUCUGUACCGCAAGUACCUUCGGGCCACAAGAGACAUUCCGAAUCCUCUCGCACGAUGGGAGACCAUUCAAUUCUUCCGAGACGACGUUCAACGCUUCCAAAAUGAGACAGACCUAGAAAGGAUCAAGGACCUUCUCAUGCAGGGUCAUCGCUUCCUCAAACAGAUGCAGGGCCAGAUGACUCUCGCAGGCGCUUCGUCCGACGGUGUAGCCAACAAGCUUCGAGGCACACGGCAGCUCUAG
Ustilago hordei is the source of this 333-nucleotide messenger RNA. RefSeq lists its product as uncharacterized. Gene Ontology annotation, cellular component: mitochondrion. Lineage: Eukaryota; Fungi; Basidiomycota; Ustilaginomycetes; Ustilaginales; Ustilaginaceae. The coding region runs from base 1 to 333 and encodes 110 amino acids. The record is from RefSeq and is a predicted model, not a curated record. The transcript has a single exon.